Molecule: messenger RNA, 2144 nt
Organism: Sander lucioperca (pikeperch)
Lineage: Eukaryota; Metazoa; Chordata; Actinopteri; Perciformes; Percidae
Product: UDP-glucuronosyltransferase 1A1-like
Exons: 10
Coding region: 49-1722 (557 amino acids)
Molecular function (GO): UDP-glycosyltransferase activity
Source: RefSeq, a predicted model, not a curated record
UCAUGUGUGUUGGAUUCAGUGAGCUGCAGACACAGAGGAAAGAGAAAAAUGUGGAAAGCAGCAGUGUUUGUCUUCCUGCUACUAAAGGUGGAUAUGCAGGUGAAUGGUGCUGUAGAUAAGACGAUGGGCCCCGUGGUAGAAAACUACAGGACAGAGAAGAAGGUGAAGACAGAAGAGGCUGAAGCCAACAACAACAUUCCUGCAAGUGACACUGCUUCUUCAGGUUUUUUGGGAAACUUGCUGGUAGUACCCAUGGAUGGGAGUCAUUGGGUGGGUAUAAAGGCCAUUGCCCAAGAAAUGGGUCGUCGUGGACACCGGGUUACAGUGCUGAUUCCAGAGAUCAGCAUACGGAUGGGCCCGGGGAAACACUACGACACUGUGACCUAUCCUGUUCCUUAUGACAAGGCUCAUAUUGACUCUAUCAUGUCCUCAAACAAGGACAUGAUGCAAACAUCUGCACAUUCUUUCACAGAGAAGAUAUGGAAAGGAUUCUCAAAAAUCCAGAAAAUUACAGGCUUUAUUCACACCACAGCAGAGAGCCUACUGUUCAAUGUCAGUCUGAUCUCACAUCUGGCACAGCAGAACUUUGACGCAGUCCUAACGGACCCCAUGGUGCCCACAGGCUCAUUAAUAGCUCGAAAAUUUGGUAUCCCUACUAUAAAUUUGCUGAGGGGAAUUCCAUGUUCCUUGGAUAUGAAGUCUGCAGGCUGCCCCUCCCCGCCCUCAUAUGUGCCCCGCUUUUUGACCAGAUACACAGAUAAAAUGAGCUUCCAGGAGAGAGCUUUCAACACUUUGGUGGCUUUAUUGGAGCCGUUGCUAUGCCGACUGUUGUAUUGGCACUUUGACCAAAUAGCCUAUCAGUUUCUGGGAGAGGAGGUGGGCAUAGCUGAAGUGCUGUCAGAGUCUGCUAUCUGGCUGCUGAGGAUGGACUUCACACUGGAGUUCCCACGUCCUAUCAUGCCUAAUGUAGUACUAGUUGGUGGAAUCAACUGCAAUGUGAGACACCCUCUUCCUGAGGAUCUGGAGUCCUGGGUGUCAGGAGAACAUGGGUUUGUAGUGUUCACCCUGGGCACCAUGCUGUCAGAUCUGCCAGAAGAGACAACCUCCGUCUUCUUAGAAGCUUUUAGACAGAUUCCCCAGAAGGUAAUAUGGAGGUACACUGGGCAGGUUCCCGACAGUUUCCCAGAAAAUGUGAAGUUGAUGAAAUGGGUGCCUCAGAAUGACCUACUAGCACAUCCUGGAGCUCGGGCUUUCAUCACUCAUGCUGGCUCUCAUGGUCUCUUUGAGGGACUGUGUCAUGCUGUUCCCAUGGUGAUGAUGCCAAUUGCAGGGGACCAGGCUGACAACGCAGUGAGGUUUGCAAGCAGAGGAGCUGGAGUGGUGUUGGAUAUUUAUUCGAUCACUACAGAGAGCCUUCUUCAGGGACUGAAUGAGGUCAUCAAUGACACCAGGUAUAAAGAGAACAUGCAGAAGCUGUCGGCUCUCCAUAAAGACCGGCCUGUUGACCCACUGGACCUUUCAGUGUACUGGACAGAAUUUGUGAUGCGGCACAAAGGGGCAAAACAUCUCAGACCUGCUGUCCUUGACCUCAACUGGCUCCAGUACUACUGCCUGGAUGUAAUAGCAGUACUGGCUACUGUAGUGCUGUUUUUUGUAAUACUGAUAGUAAAGUGCUUGAAACUAUGCCUCUGGAAACUGAGCAGGAAGAGGAAGCAGGACUAACCUUCGGAAGUUUCCAAGUGAUCAAAUUACCAGAAAACAACUGUUGGUUGCUAUACACACCCUUUACACAAUGCCUUUACAUGUUUCAACAUACUGAAUCAGAAAUCUAGAGAAACAAGCUUGAUAAGGCAUAGGUGUCAUAUUAAGAUCCUUCAGGAUUUUAGGACUGUUUAUAAAAGCAGUGUUGGUUUACUGAAUAACAAACAUGUGACCUCAGUGGUGAGGAAAGAAUGAACCCUUAGGUACUGGUUCUAUGGAUGGAUGUAAGUGAUAUAUCCACAGGUUGUCUGGUAAGAACAGGAAAGAUGGUGAUGUAAACAAAUGCAGUCUAUAGUACACACACUCAUUGACAUGCCAUUCAUUUAUUGUUGGGAGUUUAGAAUAUCCCAAUGUGAAUGUGGUUAUACAAUAAAGGGCGUAAA